Molecule: messenger RNA, 500 nt
Organism: Brienomyrus brachyistius
Lineage: Eukaryota; Metazoa; Chordata; Actinopteri; Osteoglossiformes; Mormyridae
Gene: rpl32
Product: ribosomal protein L32
Exons: 4
Coding region: 49-456 (135 amino acids)
Biological process (GO): translation
Cellular component (GO): cytosolic large ribosomal subunit; ribosome
Molecular function (GO): structural constituent of ribosome
Source: RefSeq, a predicted model, not a curated record
CUCUUCCUCUUUACUGUCUGCGGAGAAGGCAGGCUAAAAUUUGACACCAUGGCAGCCCUCAGACCUCUGAGAAAACCCAAAAUUGUGAAGAAACGGACAAAGAAGUUCAUCCGCCAUCAGUCAGACCGCUAUGUCAAGAUUGCAAAAAACUGGCGUAAGCCCCGAGGUAUUGACAACAGAGUCCGUCGGCGGUUCAAGGGCCAGAUGCUGAUGCCCAACAUCGGUUAUGGCAGCAACAAGAAGACCAAGCACAUGCUGCCUUCUGGCUUCAGAAAGUUUCUGGUGCACAAUGUCAAGGAGCUGGAGGUUCUGAUGAUGAGCAACAGGACUCAUUGUGCUGAAAUUGCCCACAAUGUUUCCUCAAAGAACAGGAAGCUGAUCGUGGAGCGCGCAGCACAGCUCGCAGUCAAGGUCACCAAUCCCAAUGCCCGGUUGCGCAGCGAGGAGAACGAGUGAUCUGCGCCUGUAUUUGCAUUGAAAAUAAAUUUACAUCCAAAAUG